UCUCUGUCUGUGCACAUUGUUCGCUGCAUUCUGACCUCACUGGGAGCUAUGAGUAAAUAUUCGGUGACUAGAGCAUUUUUGGCGAAAGCAUCGGCCGGAGACGAAUGCAAAGGAGAGCAUCUGAAUUUAUAGUUGUUCCAACCGAUGGGAAUCUCAAAAAAAGAAGAAAGGACUGAAGGGCUGGAUGUGUUUGUCUUCCGCCGGGUUUGCCUGCUGAAUAGAGUACUCCGCCUGCCUUCAGAGGAUCGGACCGUUUCUACAAAUUAGCGGACCCGUUGCUGUUUAUAUAACAGAUCGACGAGAAUGACAGAGUAUAAGCUAGUCGUGGUGGGAGCUGGUGGUGUAGGCAAGAGUGCCCUGACCAUCCAACUGAUCCAGAACCACUUCGUGGAUGAGUAUGACCCCACCAUUGAGGACUCCUACCGAAAGCAGGUUGUUAUUGAUGGAGAGACGUGUCUGCUGGACAUCCUGGAUACAGCAGGCCAGGAGGAGUAUAGCGCCAUGCGGGACCAGUACAUGAGGACAGGCGAGGGCUUCCUCUGUGUCUUCGCCAUCAACAACACCAAGUCCUUUGAAGACAUUCACCAGUACAGGGAACAGAUCAAGCGGGUGAAGGACUCAGAUGAUGUGCCCAUGGUGCUGGUAGGGAACAAGUGUGACCUUCCGGCCCGCACAGUGGACACACGGCAAGCCCAGGAGCUGGCCCGAAGCUACGGCAUCCCCUACAUUGAGACCUCUGCCAAGACACGGCAGGGAGUGGAGGAUGCCUUCUACACCCUAGUUCGUGAGAUCAGGCAGCACAAGCUGCGCAAGCUCAACCCUCCGGAUGAUGGUGGGCAGGAUUGCAUGAGCUGCCGCUGUGUGGUCGGUUGACCAGCACAAGAAAGAGUUGUUCAGAGUUGUGUGCAGCUAAUGGACUUUUAAGUAAUGAGCAACUGCUAAAAAGAAAAACACCAACAACUUGCAAGAAAAUCAUUAGAUGAGGCUAAACCAUUAGUGCUAGGGGAAGAGGGAAGAGAAUCUUGCCUUUUUUGGGAUCUCCAUUUUUUUUUUGCCAGGUUCAUACUACCACUGACUUCUUUCUAGAAAUUGAACACUGGUUGAAAUUAAUCACUUAAGUUAUUGUCCCACAGGUUCCACAUCAGUCCCAACACUGACUAUGUCACCCUUCACACCCCGCUUUGUCUAGUCCACUCUACCUGCUCCCCCCUAUUAGCAAGCACCAGUCAGCUGGCUCCUCACCCUGACAUUUCCAUCAAACACUCUACCCUACACUGAACAUCGGACAAUCCCAUUAAAGAAUAGGGGUUUAAUCCUGAAA
Molecule: messenger RNA, 1321 nt
Organism: Brienomyrus brachyistius
Lineage: Eukaryota; Metazoa; Chordata; Actinopteri; Osteoglossiformes; Mormyridae
Product: GTPase HRas-like
Exons: 6
Coding region: 304-873 (189 amino acids)
Biological process (GO): Ras protein signal transduction
Cellular component (GO): plasma membrane
Molecular function (GO): GTP binding; GDP binding; GTPase activity
Source: RefSeq, a predicted model, not a curated record